Messenger RNA from Penicillium oxalicum, 1407 nucleotides. RefSeq names its product putative cell surface receptor/MFS transporter (FLVCR). The coding region runs from base 1 to 1407 and encodes 468 amino acids. Gene Ontology annotation, molecular function: transmembrane transporter activity. Lineage: Eukaryota; Fungi; Ascomycota; Eurotiomycetes; Eurotiales; Aspergillaceae. The transcript has 4 exons. Gene Ontology annotation, biological process: transmembrane transport. The record is from RefSeq and is a predicted model, not a curated record. Gene Ontology annotation, cellular component: membrane.
AUGCCACCUACUUAUCGGGUUUAUAAGCGGCGAUUCUGGGGGCUGGCGCAGCUGGUCUUGCUCAAUGUCGUCGUGAGCUGGGAUUGGCUCACUUUCUCUUCAAUCUCCACCACCACAGCCAGCUACUUUAAUGUCUCGGAGAGUGCGGUGAACUGGCUCAGUACUGGCUUCCUCUUUGCGUUCUGCAUCGCCAGCCCUUUCGUUAUUUGGGUGCUCAACAAGGGUGGACCUAAACCGGCGAUUCUCAUCACAGCAACGCUACUGCUGGUUGGCAACUGGCUGCGCUAUGCAGGUACCAAAGCCAACGGAGGCAUCUUCGGCCUCGUGAUGUUCGGCCAGAUCCUCAUCGGUCUUGCACAACCGUUCUGUCUAUGUGCUCCAACACGCUACAGCGAUUUGUGGUUCUCAGCCAAGGGACGCACGAGUGCGACAGCCCUCGCUAGUCUGGCCAACCCACUUGGAGCUGCAAUCGGGCAGUUGGUGGAUUCGAUGUGGGCGACUGACCCAUCUGACAUCCCCAAUAUGGUGCUCUAUAUCUCUAUCAUUUCUACUGUCGCAUGCAUACCCGCCUUCUUUCUCCCCGCGGAGCCGCCGACUCCCCCCAGCGCCUCGUCCUCCGGGCCCCGCACGCCGCUUAUUCCUGCGAUGCGCCAACUUUGCGUCACUCUAGAGUUUUGGUUGAUCGUUGCCCCAUUCGCGGUCUACGUCGCCUUCUUCAACAGCGUGUCAUCAUUGUUGAACCAGAUCCUUAGUCCCUAUGGUUUCUCCGAAACCGAGGCGGGCAUUGCAGGCGCUAUACUCAUUGUCGUUGGCCUCGUGUCCGCGGCAAUCAUGUCUCCCGUCACUGAUCGCUGGAAACAUUACCUGGGAUCGAUCCGCAUCCUCGUGCCCAUCAUCGUGGCGUCGUACAUCGGGCUGGUGUUUGCACCAUCCAGCUCCGCGGGUAUCGCGCCCACAUACGUUGUGAUGGCCUUGAUGGGCGCGUCCUCAUUUGCUCUUCUUCCGAUCACACUAGAAUAUCUGGCCGAAAUCACGUAUCCUUUCUCUCCAGAGGUUGGCAGUACACUUUGUUGGACGGGUGGACAAUUGCUCGGAGCAUGUUGCAUCUUGAUCCAGGAUGCGCUUAAGGACGGACAGGACGGAAAUCCCCCCGGGAAUAUGCGCCGGGCACUGAUUUUUUCCUGUGUCUUGUGUGCCGCCGUAGCUCCCUUGCCCAUGUCGAUCGGAUUGUUCGGCAGAAAGGUCCAGCGCCGCAGGUGGGACGUUGAUCGGGGGGUCGAGCUUGGUGUCUCGGGAGGGGAUUCGGAUGAUGGAGAUGUCGAAAGCAACAAGGGUACCUCGAAGAUACUUGCUGGCAACGCCUCAGAAGAUCCUACUUGCAAGAAAAAUGUGAACCAAGCGCCUUGA